Messenger RNA from Xylaria bambusicola, 2048 nucleotides. RefSeq lists its product as uncharacterized. Gene Ontology annotation, cellular component: nucleus; ribonucleoprotein complex; cytoplasm. Bases 248 to 1306 code for a protein of 352 amino acids. The transcript is spliced from 4 exons. Gene Ontology annotation, molecular function: mRNA binding. The record is from RefSeq and is a predicted model, not a curated record. Lineage: Eukaryota; Fungi; Ascomycota; Sordariomycetes; Xylariales; Xylariaceae.
ACGUACUUUAGCCCUCUUUUCCCUUUCUCCUCCUCACACCUCUCAAUCCACAUCAAUCAAGCCAACUUGUGUCAACAACCGACCACCACCCAAGUCUUCCCAGCACUCUAGGGCACGUAGCCACCCUAUCUUCCUCCCCCGACAUCACACGUUGUUCACGCGUUCAAAUCCUGAACCGCUCCGCAAACGUCACGCAUUUCUACCUCCUGCACCACCAACCAACUCCCGUCUACAUCCACUAGACAUCAUGGCCAGCGCUGUGGAGAAGGUCACCCAGGUUGCCGAACAGGCUGUCAACGACGUUACCAACGCUCUGAGCAAUACGUCGCUCACUGAGAACAAGGACGAAAACAAAGACGCCGUCCAUGCCAGUGCCGCUGAGGGUCGCCGCCUAUAUAUCGGCAACCUCGCCUAUGCGACUUCCGAGGGGGAGUUGAAGGACUUCUUCAAGGGCUACCUUGUCGAGUCUGUCUCCAUCCCCAAGAAUCCCCGUACCGACCGUCCCGUGGGGUACGCCUUCGUCGACCUGUCCACCCCUAGCGAGGCCGAACGCGCCAUCGGCGAACUAUCAGGUAAAGAGAUUCUUGAGCGCAAAGUCUCUGUCCAGCUAGCUCGCACCCCUCAACCUGCUGCCGAGAAGGCCGAGGGUACUUCCAGCGGUGAAGGUGCUGAGGGCUCUCGACGUCGGGCUUCUGGUCGCGGCCGCGGCCGUGGUCGAGGACGCGGUGGCCGAACCGGACGUGGUGGGCGAGCUGAUGGCGGCAAGGAUGCUGCCGGCGAGGAGACUACGGAGAAGGAUGAUGCUCUCCCAGAAACCUCUGAGGUUCUACCUUUGACCGACGUUACCAACAAGGUCGAUACUGACGCUGAUAAGACCAAGAAGGGGCCUGCUCGUGAGCGCCGAGAGCGUGGACCCCCAGCUGAUGGCAUCCCUUCCAAGAACAAGGUCAUGGUGGCAAACCUUCCUUAUGACCUCACAGAGGAAACUCUUAAGGAUCUCUUCAAGGCCUAUGAGCCUUCUUCUGCAAAGAUUGCACUUCGACCCAUUCCCCGUUUCAUGAUCAAGAAGCUUCAAGCCCGCGGUGAGGCUCGUAAGGGCCGUGGUUUCGGCUUUGUUACUCUCGCUUCCGAGGAGAUGCAGCAAAAGGCCGUUACGGAGAUGAACGGCAAGGAGAUCGAGGGUCGCGAGAUUGCUGUCAAGGUUGCCAUCGACAGUCCCGACAAGACUGACGAAGAGGCCAACAUUCCUCACGAAAGUGAGACCAACGGUCAGGAGGCGGCGGCCCCCACCGCCACCACUGCCUAAUUUUACCACUCCUAUGUGUUAGCAUGCGCCGAUUUUGAUGAUGAGGAGUGGAGCCAGACAAUCAUUCUUACUGCCGUUGGCGAACAUCAUUUGAGCAUGCUGUCUGCGCAGGUGUUGAGCAUUUGUAGCGAUGGAUGAGGAUCAGCCGAAUUUAUGAUAGAUACGAACUCGAGACCAGUAGUUGAUAUGGCUUUUGAUAUUACCGACAUGGCGCUGUCGUGAGAGCUACGCCGGUGCAUUUUCUGAUAAGACGACGGGCCAUGAUGUUUAUGCUUCUGACAUCGAUAUCCAUUCUCACGGGUUUAUUUUCUCAGUCUCUUACGCAUUAUUCUCGGAUUGUACACUAGGUGGUCGCCGGAAAGGGCGUUAAAUGGGACUGGGAAAAGUUCUCGAGCGAAAAUAGAGAUACAAGUGAUUGAUUUUGGGCACGAUAGUUAGCCUAUUGUGUGUCUUUAGUGAAUUCAAUCAACAAUGCCUUUACUGAUUCGUUUAAUGAGACUGAAAGUUGUAUUUGAAAUCUGCAGACGACCCUCAGAAAGGACGCCAUAUGUCCAGAUGUUGUUCGCUGGGGGGUUGAACGAUAUUGAUUGAUACUUCACUACCUACACACUGAAUUACUCGGAACGUAGCCAGAGUAGAAUGAUUACGCGUAGAUUAGAAUUUCCCCGCUGUACCAAAUCAUUGACAAUCCCUUUCCUGCCUUUGCCACACAAAGAAGUGCAAGGGAGUCAGUCGAACAUUG